GGGAGCUGGUCACACUGUCCGUGUGUUCGUGCUCGUUGUAAGAUACCCCAAUUCCCUGAAAAACGCAGCCUUAAGCAUUAUAAAUAGUUAAAAAUAAUGUCCAAGUUAGCUAGCAGCAUUGCAACUUGAUAUAACAAACAAGCACAUUUAUAGCCACCAACAUGGAAGCACCAUAUUGAACUGACCUAGUGCGCUACCCUGUGCCCCGCCACCCAGCAUUAGCAUCAGCAUGUCACUGCAACCUCCUUCAGCCGCUGCAGCUGCAGCUACAUCUGUCGCCCCCUCGUCGGGCAAUCAUCUGAUGCGUCCUCAAACUCUAGCUGCACCAGAGAGGGAACCUGUCCAAUUUAAUAUCAAUCUUGUAGGAGCUCCGCUUGAAGUCGAACAGCUGGUGGAACAGAUCAAAAGUGUGGCCGAGCAGUUUUUAUAUCACUGGAAAAGUUUUCCCAUUGUAUUGCCCCAAUCCUUGGCCAAUAGUGGACUUAAUCUGACAGCCAGCUUAGCAAAUGCCACCAAUAGUGUGAACAGCCGAAAAACUCGUCCAAUAAAUUUACGUGAUCUGUUUAUUGCGCCGCCCUUCGAUGAGCUAGAUGCAGUUGCCUCGGAUGGAAGUGGGGAACCGCGUCGACUCACCAAUGUCCAAUUGAAGACUCUCCGUGAAACUGGCUUGCAAAAGGAUAAAUAUGGAAAGCCGAAGAAAUUAACUUUGGAACAAUUGGAAACUAUACGUAAAAAUGGAGAAUUCGAUGUACCAAGCCUGCACUUUCCCGGCCAAGUGCAUAAGUGGCGUCUAUCGCAGCUAUUGCAAAAAGGACGAGCACGCGCUCAUGAUUCAUUUCUUAGUGAUUUGGCUCUGGCAGCCCGAUUUCUUGUGGUCACUGCCCGUGCACGUAUAUUUUCGCACUUCUUUUCGGUUAUGGAAUCUGGUCAGGCGCUGUUAGGAGCGUUGGCCAAGCUGGCGGAUAUGUUUAUAGGAGUGCCAGCAUUAUUGGCGCACAACUUGGAUUACAAAAUCAAGGAAGAACGUUGUCGCUUUCUCAUAGCCGAGCUGGUGUGUCGGCCCGAAUAUGAAGAUUGUCUCGAUGGCCUGUGUGCAUAUGUCAGGAAAAUGUUACGACGCGCCACCAUGGAAAAGUUCGAUUUUAAUAGUUGUGAGAUUAGCCAGCCUGUGCCAUAUCUCUUUCUCACACCCAAAGGUCAAGAGAUUGAUCUUCGCCUUUUUUGCCGGGAUAUUAUGCGCAAGGCUUUGCCCAUUCUCAUUGGUAUCCUGGAACGUGAGACUCGUGGUUGGUUUCUGCAUUUUCGUGAGCGUUUAAUUGCCGAACUGAGAGCCAAGAAACUGAACGACAAAGAAAUCGAGGAAGAGGUGAAUGAAGCUGUAAUGAGAGAAUAUUUACAGCGUGUCUACACUUCGAUUAUGGGCAAUGCCAAGUUGUCCGAAUUGGGGCAAGGCGUGCCUGAGUUGCUCGUCCACCAGGCCCAGUCUGUGGUGAUAAUGUACAAGGCUGUGGAUAAAGUGCAGCAGGAUAUAAAACGCUCGCGUGAGGAUCAUGAAAAAUGUCUAAGCAAUGAUCAUUCGGUUCUUGCACGUGUCGCGCCAUGGCUGCGCUCCAAGCUACGUCAUGCCGAGGAGCACAAGUUGAACAAGUGCGCCUGGUCUGCCCACGAGGAGGCUCUAAAGAUGUGCACUCAACACAAUCUGCAUCAGACGGCUUACUUUCUCUCUCGCGAUUUGGCCUUUAUGAAAGAACGCGAGCCAGUGCUGCUUAAGGAGUUGAAAAAUGCCAAAACACCAACGCGAAGUUUUCAAUGGGCCUGUCGCAUAUGGUCACCGCAAGCAUGGAUCAUUCGUCGUAAUUUCCAGGGACAAUCAGAUGUAAUACCUACUGUCAUUAGCCAGCAGGCCACUUCAAUUGUCACGCCGCGCUCCGAUCCCAGUCAGCCGGUCUUUUUAGUGGAGAAGGAGAAAAUAAGAACCACAAGUACCCGAUGGCCUUUUUGGCGACUGCUGAAUCUGAUUCAACGAACUUGGUGUUGGACAUGGAACAUGAUGUUUUUGCUUGGUAUCCUAGUGCCCUGGUGUAGUCCUCUUGGAAUACGAGCACUUUGCUGCGUGAAACCGUUUAUGCCCGAUCUUGAAUUAUCGCAAAUUAAUGGCACUCUAUUUCCACGAAAAACGAGCAUAACUCAAACCAUGGCCUCGCGACUCAUUGAACUCUGGCGACACAUAUCAAAAUCACGUACACAUUUUGAAACUGAACCGGAUACUGGUUUCAUUGGCAAAGGUUUGACCAGGAAUUUAAAUCGCACUUGGAAUUACUUUGUCAAGGGCUUUCUGGGCACCCUGGUCAUACUGUUUGCCUUCCCAUUGAUCUGUUUGGCCACCAGUUGCUUGAGCAUUGGACUAGCCAUUACAGCACCAUUAUGGAUUCCGGUUUUCGUCCUCCUUUUGCAUAUAUAUAUGAUUCUCAUAUAUGAUCUAGAUGCGCCAGAUAAUACGAAAAAUCGUUAUUGCAUACUAUUGGAGGCAUUAAUUUGGAAUUUACUUAUCCAGGGACUAUUGCAACCGUUAGCAUCGGUUUUAGUGGCCACUUUAAUGUGUCCUUUGGCAGCUGGAACUGUAUUAAUAGUUGGUGUCAUUCGGUAUACGUUCCGUAUAGUGUGGGAUUCACUCACUUUCCAUUUAUUCAUUAAAAAAUGCGGUAGAGUUCCGGCAUCGGAUAGUAUUGCUGUGAAACGUGUUGCUGGACCUGGUUUGGCCUUGGAUUACUAUUUCAUUAUCAAACCAGAGCAGGCUUUGGCCGCCCUAGAGGCUAAAAUGGAGCUGGAUGAAAUGCAGGCCUACCAACAUGCCACGGAACGAGUAAUACUCCAGCCGCAGCAGGAUUUCUUGCAAUUUGUUGAGGCGUGCUUUGGUCCUUUCUCAGCUCAGUUGAGUAAGACGGGACCAUAUUUGGCUUUGGAUCGUGAGGCGCAGGAUUUGAUGAGUACAUUGCAUGAAAAGCUGGAAAAACGUCGCCGGGAACUUCAAACGGCGCUGACCACACAGGUUAAGUCCCGCAUUAAGCUAAAUACCAAAGAAUUAAAAAUUGCCAUACAACUGGCCGCCCAUAUAUUAGAGAAAUACUAUCCGUCUCAUGUUAUCGGCAGAUUGUCGAUUAGCGAGGAGGAAUUCUGGGAUAAUAAAGGUCUCACAGUGAACGACUGGCCUGGAUUAGCUGGUCUCAUUUAUACCGAUAUAUUUAGUUUAGAUUUUCUAACGCCAUUGACUGAACAUGACACACAUUUUAAACUAGAACCACAUGCCUCGCUGGACUUAAUGCGCUACACGGAAAUGGUAAAGAAUGCUAACGAUGUGAUUGGCUCCAAGGGUCUGGAUCUGUUGGGCAAUGUAUAUGCACCACGCGGCAAUGUUCAAGUGCAUUUGCCAUUCCUUGAGGUUACGGCAUUUAAUCCACGUUCACGUAUUACGCUGACAUUUCGUAAACCCGAGAAACGUGACAUGUCUGUGGGUUUGACUACGCCACGUGUGCGGGCUCAGCGUGCCCAACAUAUACCAAAAUCCUCGCCGGAUACUCAAAAGCCCUGGCGUCCGUGGAAACAGCAAUGCGGAGAGAAAAGUGUCACCGAAAAGCUACUUAUACCGCUGCCAGUUCCACAUCCAGUCCACAUCGCCAUUGCUAUUUACAAUAGAGAUACUGAACAGCCCAUACCAUUGGAUUCGGAACUAGUGUGGGAGAUACUCAAAUCGAUUGAGGAUUGUCAAGGUGGAGAUGCUAUUCAAGUUGCCCAAUCGGUGGCUCGCUAUCACGGAGCGGUUAUAGAGUCUAGCAAUGAUUCUCUGGCUAGCAGUAGUAGCAUUGGGAGCACCAGGGACUCCGGCUCCGGAUCAGUGUCUGGCUCAGCAAUAGGCAAUGGCACUGAGACUUUGCCCUGUGGCAACCGAGAGGUUUGCACACAAGUCAAAGUCGAUGCAGAGCCGGAGCCCAGUUCAUCGGGUUUCCAUUGGACAUUAAGCAAUUGGGGCGCAAACCAGGCUGCUCGUCGACGCACUAAUUCCAAUGUACGUGUCGAUUUGGCCAGUCCGGAGGAUAUAUCAUUAGAUACUGAUAGCUCUAGAGCCGUAUUUAACAAUGCCUAUGGUACAACGGUCUAACAGAUUAAUCAGGAGGAUCAUCGAUCAUAAAUGAGCAUGAGCAUGGGAAAUGGUAUGCAAUGGGUGAUUCGGGCACACAUACAAAUACAUUUAUCAAUGUAUUUAUAUAUACAUAUAUAAUUAUA
Molecule: messenger RNA, 4281 nt
Organism: Drosophila willistoni
Lineage: Eukaryota; Metazoa; Arthropoda; Insecta; Diptera; Drosophilidae
Exons: 12
Coding region: 230-4156 (1308 amino acids)
Source: RefSeq, a predicted model, not a curated record